GGAUCCUGUUAUCCGCCCUGCGCUCCUGCUUUAUGGCUUGCCGUCUUUUACGACAGCCAAGAUGGCGGCGCCCAAGGCACAAUGAGGCCGGCAGGCCCAUGAACAAGACACUGCCGGGGGGAGGCGGCGGCCGCGCGGGGCGGCAGUGACAGUCCUGCCGUCGCUGGGGGUCUGGACAGCGCGCGGCGCUGAGGGAGGUCGGGGCUAUGCGGUCCCUGCAGCUGCUGCGGGCGCUGCGCGGCGGCGGCCGGGCGCGGGUGGCCGUGGCCGUGGCGGGGCGACGGGGGCUGCUGUCGGCGCCGGGCUCAGCCGCGUCCUGGAGCAAAGUGGUGUCGGAGGCCGAGAAGCUGGUGGGCUACCCCACCUCCUUCCUCAGCCUGCGCUGCCUCCUCAGCGACGAGCUCAGCAACGUCGCACUGCAGGUCCGCAAGCUGGUGGGCACCAAGCACCCGCUGCUCAGCACCGCCCGGGAGUUUGUGUAUGAUAACCAGAAUAACCUACAGAUGCGAGGAUUGGUUGUACUGCUCAUUUCCAAAGCAGCUGGGCCCAGCAGCAAAGUGGAACUGUCUUCCCAGCCCGACAUGGUUAGCGGAAUUUAUUCAAGUCAAAGAAGUCUGGCAGAGAUUACAGAGCUGAUCCAUACUGCUUUUCUUGUGCAUCGUGGGAUAGUAAACAUUGGUGAGCUGAAGUCCUGUGAUGGACCAAUGAAGGACAUGCAGUUUGGAAAUAAAAUGGCUGUCCUGAGUGGAGACUUCCUUCUAGCAAAUGCUUGCACAAGCCUUGCUCAGUUGCAUAAUACCAAGGUUGUGGAGCUCAUAUCAAGUGCUAUUGGUGACUUGGUACAAGGAAUAUACUAUGAAAAUUCCACCUUAGAGGAGACCCGUCUUACAGAUGAUAUUGGAAUAUCAACUUGGACAGAACAGAUUUUCCUAUCCCAUAGUGCCUUGCUGGCAAAGAGCUGUAAGGCUGCAAUGGAAUUGGCAAAGCAUGAUGCAGAGAUCCAGAAGAUGGCAUUUCACUAUGGAAAGCACAUGUCUAUGAGUCAUAAGAUACACCUGGACCUUCAGCCAUUUAUUAAAGGAAAUUCUACUGACUCUGUGACCUUCAGUUUAAAUUCUGCUCCUGCAGUCCUGCAUCAGGAGUUCCUUGGAAGGGAGGCAUGGAUUAAGCAGAUUAGAGAGGCACAAGGUGCAGGGAGUAUAUUGGAUUACAUGAAGUUGCAAGAAGCAAUCAAGGCUGGCAAAGGUGUGACUUCAGCUAUUGACCUAUGUCGUUACCAUGGAAACAGAGCACUGGAGGCCCUGGAAUGCUUCCCUCCCUCUGAGGCCAGAUCGGCUUUAGAAAACAUUGUUUAUGCUGUGACCAGAUUUUCAUGACAUACAAUUCAAAAAAAAAACUAAAAAGAAAAAAAGUAUUGUUUAUUUUCAGGAAAUAACUGGACAUGCACUGGUUAGGGGUAAGGGAAAUAUAUCCUGUGCUGCUAAAGAUCUAAAUGUGUUGGUUGCUUAAUAUAUUUUUUUCAUUUACCACAUCGUUGAAUGAACAUGCAUCUUUUGGAACUGCUACAAACAAAAUUAGGGAAAAAAGGUCAAACAGUUUUCACUUGUCAUGCCAGAAGCUCACUUGAGGCUGUACCGGUAGAAAUAAUUAAUGAGACUUGCUUCUGUGACCUCAGCAAAUGGACAGGAAAUAAGUCCUUAUUGAUUGGACAUAGCCAGGGAUGGCGCCAGUGUGGUGGCCUGUGGUUUUCCUGCACUAGAGAGGACAGAGGGGGGCGUGAAGCUGCAGGUGUCAGGAGAAGCACUUUCUAAACCUGCCACUGAGAAAGAGCGAGCUGUUUAAGUCAAGAAUUAAUGUACCAAUUUAUCAACACAAAGGGCAGUUCAGUGAAUUAAUAGGGAAAAAUCCUUUUAUCUGUGUACAUGCAGUUAUGUCUCCUCACACUGUUUUUAUGUAUUUAAAUGUAAAAUUACUCUGUGCCUAAUGCUUUCAAUAUUUGAGAAACUUGCUGAGAAAGUGUGUCAAGCAUGGUAAGUAGGAGCUUUAAAAUAUUUAAUCAAAUAUUAAUUUGGCUCUGUUAAGAGAAGCGGUUGCCUGUGUUUUAUACUGUGUGUAUAAAAUAUUUUGCUCUUGCUCAGAGUGACAUUUUUUCAACUCUUACAGGAAAAUAAUCUUUUCCUCAGAUCAAGCAAUUUGUUUCAAGACAAUCCUACACUAAAUAAUUUCCUAGAUUUAUGUGACACUUUUUUAUUUAAGUCAAAUAAGUGUUCAUUUGUACUGUUCAGCAUCAAUCUUUUGGCAGAAAGGAAUGAGGAAUAUUUGCCUGAGUACAGUUUUUCACUUUUCUGAAUAAAUGCGUAAUACAUAAAGUUUUUUAACCUUAGCGUGUCAAAUUUUAAAGUCCAAUUACGGAAAGAGUAUAAGGUAUAUCAGAAGCCUGCAAUUUGACUCUGUCUCUAUUUUGUUCAUAGGAGAUGAUUUUUGUGGUUUGCAUGCAUGCAAUUUGAGAACAUCGUUGACAAGAAGGCUGAGUUUACAUAAAUGAUCUAGAUUGAGACUCAGCUACCUUUCUUCCUUCUGUGGUGUAAUUACAGCCCAAUCUGGAGACAGCUAGCACAGCAAACAGAUUUCAUUACAUUGCUCACUCAAACACUAAGUGGAGUUAUUUCUGUUAAAUUCUUCCAAAAAAAAGAGUGUCACAGAGCCUCUUUAUCAUGGACCAGCAUGUUGCAUUUAACUAAAUGGAAAACAAGGAGCUUAUACAUAUAUGAAAGCAUUGUCUAUAUGUAAUAUAUACAUAUACUUAAAAUACCAGUGUGCUUGCUCAGGUUUCUACAAGUGCAAGUUCAAUGCCUUUGAGAGCAAACUGAUUUCUUAAAUAAUUUUAUUUUGUUCUUAGACUCACUUGCUACUUCACCAAAGUUCAGUUAAUUAUUAGCUCUUCAGGUGUGUAUUAGAUAAGACUUUUGUUUUAAAAAUCACAUUUGCAAAUGUCAUUUUAGUUUUUUCCUUGCACUAGACCUAUCCCCCGUCACGGCGGGGUCCUCGCGGAGGGUCGUGAUCUCCUUAAGGUCCCUCGCUCUGUGUCAGGCCGGCCCAAGGCACCCUCUAAUUCUCGCCCGCCAUGUCUUGUUGGUAAAUAUAAGGUUGGGAGGCUGCCUAUGACUCCCUGGGCAUAGCUACUCGGGACUUCUAUCCCCGCGGUUCUCCCGGAACCCCUGGGGGUCUCCCGAUAUGGUGGGUGUUCCCCGAACACCCUCACCUUGUGGGCUAUGCGUGGCUCCUACCAGCCCCUAAUACCACGCCCCAAGCCUCGCAGAUGUAAUAGACGUUGGUAUGUCUGCACGCCCGCUUCCCGGGCCGCCUCUAUAGUCUAACCCACUCUGGGCUCUCUCUAGUGCCCAGCCUCUCACUGGGACUCUCAUCUAGCCCACUCUGGGCCUCCCCUGAUGGUGUGGUCCCGCUCAGGGACUCUCUAGCGGGCCUCGGUCCUUCCCUGGCCAACUGCACGGAUACCCUCUGAUACAGGCUCACCACGCUGCUACUCCUUGUCUUCUUGGGGGCAACCGCAGCGCCCUGCCUCGGUCUGAGGGGUGUUGCCGCACUGGCCUGCGGCCGGGCUCGCUAUGCCCAUCUCGGGCUCUUCAAUAUCGCCCCGCUCUAGGGCAUGCCCGCCUCGGGCUCCUCACUAUCGCCCCUCUCCAGGGCUGCUCAGUAUGGCACUCCCCCUCUUUGGGGCUCGCCGUGCCCCCAUGGGGCUUCUCAGUAAUACAGUGUGGCACUCCCCCUCUUUGGGGCUCGCCGUGCCCACCCUGGGCUUCUCAAUGAAAUCGCCCCUCGCUCUGGGGCUGGGGUCUAUGUACCCCACACGCGAUCCAGGGUCUAUGUCCCCCUGUCUGCAACCUACUGGUUGUGCUCGCGACCCACUGGCCGCGCUUCUCGCCGCCAGUUGCUCCCGCACUGGCGUGCAAGCUGCGCCUUCACUGGCGCUGUGAAAAUAAUGCGCCCUCUUGGCGCUAGACCGCGCCCUCACUGGCGCUGGGGCACCCCACACUCUCUGGGGUCCCUAUGAGGACACUGCACCCUCCUGCGCUAGGGCUCCCCACACUCUGUGGGGUCCCUAUACGAGGCCUCCUCCAACCCCUACAGCCUCACCCAAGCCUCCAGGUGUAAUACAAACAUUAACCGAACACAACACAAGCCUCCUGGCUGUAACUCAAACAUAAAGCCCCCUGGCUAAACCUUUAGUGCCCAAUCCUCUCAGGGCUAUCAUGAGCUGUACUUGCAAGUCGGGCUUUUCCCCAUAUCUCAGCUGAGGAAGCUCCUGCCUCUCCGGCUGCUGGCAGAGAACUGCCAGCCUGGCUUCAGCCCUGGGCUUUAUAAGGGCCAGGCCCUGCCCCCUUCUGGCCAGCUGAUCCUUAUCGGUUGCCCUGGCAACCUGCAGCUGUGCUCGUUACCCUGGCAACCCUCAGCUGCGGCUAUGUUCCGCCAGGGCUCUCUCUCUCCCCCUGGCAGUUUCUCCUCUCUAGGAGCAGGCACUAAGGUGCCCUGUGACACCCCCUAAUACUUCAUGGCAAUGUAGGGCCUGUGCAGAGGUGCUAAGCCAUUUCAACUAAUGACACUAAAGCAUGAACUACAGUCACCAUGUUGCAGGUUUGCACCAGUACUAUAGAUUUAAUAAAAGUACCACUUUUUUCAGUACUCCUUACAAAGACAGAUCAGCAAAACUAAAUGGUAGUAAUAUUGUACUUUUAGUAUUUGAAUGCUGUGACUUCCUUAAAAUAUUCUGUGCCUUUGACAAAUUGCUGAAAAGGAACUGCUUUUCUAACAAUGUUUUUAUAAAAUUUAGUUUUGUUUGGGGUUGGAUCUUUGAAAGCAACACUGGAAUUACAGGGAAAAUGUUUUGCUGAUGAUCCCCAUGGCCAAAAUAAUCACUGCUGAGAAUUAACAAGCUUUUUAAUCUUUGCUAUCUUUCUCUUUGAUAUUUUCUUCCCACCCACAUCUCACAUAAGCCCCUUCUUAAACUGUCAUUCUUUUCCUGUAGAGAGCCAAGGAAGUAUAGCUUCCUCCACUGCUCUAGUCAGCAUCAUCCCUUGUGUGGUUAGUGUGAUCAGUACAGAGCAGCAUAACACUCUAGCACAUUUUGGGUGCUGUAUAAUAAAUGAAUAGGAACAAAGUACUCCAUAUGCUAUACUUCCAGACCAGGAAGAGAAAAUAAAUUUCAGUCGCUUGCUGUCCUUGUCAGUUUCCACACUUCAUAAUACCAGAAUGUAGAAUGAGCAGCUGUUGUUGAAACGGAAGAUGAAGAAAGGGCAAAGCUGUGGAUAUAAGCCCUCUACUCUGCUCACCUUCCUCACCUUCAAUUUCUGGAGGCACUCUGGUAUCAGAAUUGGGGCCCUUGUUUGUUUAUUUCUGCAUCUGCAUUUUCUGCUCUCUGCUAUCUCUGAGUCUGUCUCAGAAAUCUGUACUUGUUACACUAAAUCAGGAGAUACGAACACAGUAGUUAAAUUGACUGGGCUACAGUUUCGCUGUGUGAUCCAGGUAACUUCUAGGCUUAUGUUUCUCCAUCUGUAAAAUGGAAAUAAUACUUACUUCCUGGAAGGGAAAGUUGUGAAACUUAAUUUAUUAAAGUUUUGUUAAAUACUGUAAUAUCUUCAGAUGGAAGUUAACAGAAUUAGAAAGUUAUCAUUCCAUCGGAAUAAUAAAAUAACUCUCCUUUGGGGGGGCUGGGAGCCCCCCUUUUCUACCUCUGGGGGAGGAGGAGGAUGGGGACUGCAGAUUCUCUGCCCCCUAACCCUUUGAGAUGGAUGUUAAAAUAGGAUCUUUUUCUCCUGAUAUGUUUCCUUCUUUUCUUGAUUUUGAUUUCUGAAACACACUACCCAUGGCUCUCAGCUGCAUAUGUACCCUUAGUCUACUUCUGUGCCUAAAAUCAGUAAAAGGGAGUGAAUCUAUUUCAAAAGUCUUCCCCUGAAUUAAGUUUAAACCAAGAAAUCAGACUACAAAUGCAAUACUAAUGGUAUUGUUUUUGUGGGGAGGGGCAAGAUUGCAUGCAUGCUCAUAAAUGCAAAAUUCAGCAGAUAAUUGUGCUACCCUGGAUUUGUCAAGAGACAAACUACUGGGUCAGAUCACCAGUUACUACCUUUGCUCCUCAGUUAAUGCAAGCUCAGAAAGAAGUAAGGUAUCAAACUCAUUUUAUUUUUCAUUAGUGUCUAAUAAAAACACAGAGUGAAGACCUUGCAGUGACUCAGUCAGCAGACAGCUCAAAGACAGAAACAUUCAAAUUGUCUUGGGAGUAGUUCUGCAGUAGGAUCUGAUGCAUUCGUUAAAAUAAACCAUUGCUUUAUCUUUUCCUCAGUUGUAAGCCACCCAACAGUUACAGGCUAUUCCAUGUGAAUAAAUCUGGUACUGUAACUGUCCUUAUUAUCCUUCCAAAAUCAUCUAGAACAGGGCUGUCCAACUGGCAGUCCAUGGACUGCAUCCAGCUUGCAAGAGGUUAAUAUGUGACUUGUCACCCAGCUGCCCAUCCCCCCUUCCCCCAUUGCUUCUGCUGUGGUGGCCAGGGUCUCUAGGACAGGGAAGUAUGGCAGGAGAUGACAUGGGGAGCACACUGUCCACGCAGCGGGAGGCUUCAUUGUCCAUAAAGUGGGAAGAAAGAAGGCCUGUGCGAAGCAGCAGGUAUUCGAUUCAGCUUUGGAUUUGGCUGAUUUGGAGGGACAGUGAUUCAAUUCAGUGAUUUGAAUCACUGGGCAAUUCGAUUCGGCCAAUUUGGAUUCAGAGAUUCAGCUGCCAAAUUGGGCUGAAUCUCCUCUGAAUCAAACAGGCGGCAGUGGUGGUGGCAGGGGCAUGGCAACGGCGAGCAGGGCCCCAUCCCCCACCUGGCCCCAGCGUCCUGGCACUUGUUUUUUGGUUUUAGUUUGUUUUGUUUUUUUUUUUUAAAGCCCCGCACUCACCGGCUACAGCAGCGGCAGUCGGGGCCUCUGGGGACUUGUGGUAGAGCCCCCCUUCCCCCACGGACCAGCAGGGAUCAGGCCCUUCCUGCCUGGCACCCACAUGGCAGCUGUCACGUAAGGGUGCAGCGCGGCUCGAUGGGUGCCGUGGGGCUGCACAGACUGUGUGGGAGCCGGGGCUGCUCGGGCUGAAUGCUGCCGGGUUCUGAGUGACUGCUGGAGCUGCCAUGGCUCCAGGACAGUGCGCGCCGCCCUGCCAAGCCACGCUGCACCUGUGCAAUGCAACAACUGCUGUGUGGGUGUCAGGCAGGGGGGGUGGUGAGCUCUGUUGCCCUGUGCUACGUUGGGGGGGGGGGCUCUGCCAUGAGCCCCCACAGGCCCCGAUCACCAGUGCUGUAGCUGGGGAGUGUGGGGCUUUUCUUUCUUUUUUUUCUUUUAUUUUUUUUAAGUGCUGGGAUGCUGGGGCUGGGCGGGGCAGCCAUGGGGGAGGGGCUGGGAGAGUGGAGGUGGGGGAUGGGGCCAGGUGCGGGUUCCCCCAUGGUCCCCUCCAACCCCCUGCCCCCUACUUAACAGCACAGAACUCAGGCCCGGCUUCCUGCAGUGGUGAGUGGGGACCGCCCAAAUCUCCAGAUCAAUUCGGAGGCUUCCAAUUCGAUUCAGACCUUUUAAUGGGUCUCCCAGUUCUAUUUGGAUUCAGAGAUUCGUCCCCCGAAUCAGGCCAAAUCUCCUCCAAAUCAAAUCGGCUACCAAAGCUUUGCACAGCCCUAAAGUUCAGCCCCCCCAACCACUCCUGCAGUAUGUAGCUCCCAUGUAUGUAGUCAGUGCAACAUGCAAAUGGAGAAGACUACAACAAAACAAUUCAAUUUGGCAACUGAUUGAAAAGUUUUCAUACCAUCACCUUUGCCUGCAUGUCUAGGCAUUCAUGGCUUUGCCUGACCCUGCCCAUUGCUCCCUUAGAAAAUGUGAGAGAUUUUGGCUGUAAUUUAUCUUAGUCAAAGGAGUGCUCUGGCUCCCCCAUGUGUAAGAGAGUCCUGUUCUCUCAUAAGCAGUUGAAACUGAGAUUUGUAUUUCUUCAUUUCUUAUCUAAUGAUCUUCUGAUUUCCCCUCUACAAAUGUUUAGGGUGAUAAGGAGAAAAGUGGCUUCAACUUUUCUUUUUUCCAAAACCACCAGAAGCAGCGCACCUCCUUUGUCUUGCUUUCCCAGAACUAGGUGAAUGACAUCCACAGAAACUGAAAUGUGUGCAGGGAACAUAAUUUAAAAGUAUAAAUCUGUAUGAUCGACUCUCAUGGAGUCUAUAUGCAGUAACCAUACAGUGAAUAAACUUGUAUUACUAUUCAAGAUUUGUUGUCCUUAAAUAAGAGUGUCAGGAGUGUUCCAAAAGUAAUUUUAAUCAACUACAUUUCUCGGUUUAUAUUUAGUCUUUUCAUAGAAUUAUAGAAGGGACCUCAGGAGGUCAUCUAGUCCAACCCCCUGCUCAAAACAGGACCAUCUUCAACUAGAUCAUUGCAGCCAAAGCUUUGUCUAGCUGGGUUUUGAACACCUCCAAGGAUGGAGCUUCUACCACCUCUCUGGGUAACCCAUUCCAGUUCUUUACUACCCCCCUAGUGAGAAAAUUCUUCCUAAUAUCUAACUUAAACUUCCCUUGCUGCAACUUGAGACCAUUUCUCCUUGUUCUGUCAUCUGCCACCACUGAGAAUAGUCUAGCUCCAUCCUUUUUCAACCUCCCCUUCAGGUAGCUGAAGGCUGCUAUUAAAUCCCCUCUGUCUCCUCUUCUCUAGACUAAUAAGCCCAUUUACCUCAGCCUGUCCUCAUAAGUCAUGUCCCCCAGCCCCCUCACCAUUUUUGUUGCCCUCCUCUGGACUCUCUCCAGUUUGUCCACAUCCUUUCUGUAGUAGGGGGCCCACAACUGGACACAGUACUCCAGAUGUGGCCUCACCAGUGCUGAACAGAGGGGAAGAAUCACUUCCCUUUACCUACUGGUAACAUACCUGCCAAUGUAGCCCAGUGUGCUGUUAGCCACCUUGGCAACAAGGGCACACUGCUGACUUUAUUGAAGCAGAAACAUUUUGGUUUCUAGUAUGAGGUUUUUAAAAAUGGUUAAGAAAAUGGUUUUAGUGUGAAACAGAUAUAGAAUAACUUGUAUUCCUCAACAAUAUAAUUAUUGAAAUCUUUGACAAUCAGUAAUAUGCUACUGAAGUAUCUUCCUUCCUUCCCCCCCCCCCCCCCCCCCCGGAAGAGCUUGGCCAAACCUUCAACAUGAAAAUGAUCCAAAUCAAAAAGUGUAUUCCUUUUUAUGGCCAGAAUGACAAUAUCUUGCAACUAUGUGGCCCCUUUCUAAAUGUUGCAUCAAAAUACUGUCUACCAAACAAAAUACUCAUGUUUCUUUAACUAUUUGUAUUGAAUGCUGUCCAAAUAUAAAGAGGAAUGCUAGGUAGAAUUGAUUAGCAGGAAUCUUGAAAAAAUUAGGGAUUGGGUAGAUCACUUCUUUCUUCCCUCCCCCCGCCCCCCCCCCAAAAAAAAACCACCCCAAUUUAUGGUAUAAAUACCUCUGUUCUAGAUGGCUUCCCCUGUAAAACUUUCUAUAUGUGAUUGGCUUCUGCAAAGCAGAGCAUGAUCAGGAAAUGAAGCAUUUUCCCCCUUGGCUAGUUUUGAUGAAAUCUCUCCAACUUGCACAUUGUGUCUGAGCAUUUCUUCAUUCAUAGCAUGUGCCCAUCAUAAGCUGUUUUCUGUUUGAAGCAUUUCAGCUGUACUAUUUAUAACCUAGUUGAACAAUGCCAACUAGAGGCAGUAAAAGGUGUGUAUUUCAUAUGCAAAUUGCUAGCAAUAAUUUGGUACAAUUACACUUAGUUGCUUGCAUCAUUAUGUUCAGCACCAGCAUAAAAACACUGGGUGUAGUGGGAGAACAUUAUCAAAAUUAUUUUCUGUCUGCAUCAGUGAGUUUUAUCCAACUAAUGAAACAACUUUUCUGUUGUAUGAGGUGGAGUUUUUUGAGGGGGGGAGGUUUAUAGACGAGUAGAAACUAAAUGAGUUACAUUUUCUAAAAUGAAUAAAUACAAAUACAAAUGCAUAGUCCAGCACUCUGGCACACACUAUCCUUUGUAGAAUAUGUGUGCAUGCACAUGCACUAUGAAGCUUCAGUGAACUAUACUUUUCAGGAAGUUCUGAACCAUUAAGAAGUGGGAUCUAAAGUAGAAUAUCUUAACAAAUGUGUUGCUAUUCAUGUUUAAAAUGUAGAGAGGAUUGGAAAUAUUUUUGACAAACUGUUGUUAAAAAUGUUUUUUUCUAAUCGGGCAUACAGUAGUUAUCGUAGAGAGCACUAUAUUACAGAUUGGUCAAGUUGUCAGUUUUAAGUCCUUCUCACUGUUUAUAGCUGUUAGAAGAAUAUGUGCUUGAAAUUCAAAUUUUUCCUUUACCUUUUUUAAAUAUGAGGUUAUGAACAUUAUAUUACUAUUUUGCUUAUUCUAGUACCUAGAAGUCUUACAGCAUGCAUAGACAUUUGCUGUCCCAGGAGAGACUUUCCUGGGAGUGAUUUAACCCCAGGUUGUUCCCAGGUCAUUUUUCUCCUGGAGCAGCCAUUUUUACUUUGGGAGAAAAAACUUGAACAUCUGCACACUUGGGGCACAUCCAUGCGAGUGUGCACGUGCAUCCUACUGUCGCAAAGCCCUUUGAGAUGCUACAAGAGGCACAUGCAGGAACAAAAAAUGGGGUUAAAAAAAAAAAAACACUCCACAGAACAGUGGGGCAAAGCAUGGUCCUGGAUUGUGCCUGGAGGCAACCUGGGAGUCAGUCCUCCAGGAGAGAUGCUCUGGUUUCUGUCCAGAGCAUCUCUGUGGUGCUCCUGCUGCCCCUGGUGCUGUCAAGGGUAAGUCAGGGAUGUGGGGUGGGGAGGCUUAUGGGUGUGGUUGGGUGUGAGGAGUGGCAGGGGACUGUUGGGGGGGCGGGUGUCGGGAGUGGAGGGAGUUGUUGGGGGCUAUGGGAAGUGGCGGGGCCAGGUCCAUUCAGCAUCUGAAAGAUUAUAUGAGGCAGUUGUCUUCAACAGUAGAAGGCUGCCCAUCAUUCAGUGACCCAGAACAUCCCCUCUAGCCCUGUGUUCUAGGUAAGAAAAGAUGGUUCCUAACAAAAGGAACUUGUAUUCCAAGUUUUUUUUUUCUUCUGGAAGACUUGUGUGCUUUUUGCUUCACUAUAUAUAAAGUCAACUCUUCAACUCAGUUUACCAGAAUAAAUUUCUUGAAAAAGGAAGCUGUAGUGUUAAAUGUUUAAACUUGUAAACAUAAAUGUUUGCUGAAUUAGUAUGAAACUGUAUUACAAGACUGAGAAGAUCUUGCUUCAAAAUUAUACAAAUUGCAUGUCCUAAAAGAGAAGUGUGGGUUCUGUUUCUUCCCUAUCGUUGACUUCAUCCCUCUUAUGUCAAGCUUCAUCAUGUUAUGGACCUUUCUGCAGCCUGGUAAUCAAACCCCAAAAACAGACUCUGUUUUACAUUACAACUAGUUCUUUCAUGCUAUAAAUAUUUGCAGUUGUAUAUUUUGCACUGGUCUGCCCUUAAACUUCAGCAGAACAUUGUUUCUGCCAUAACUGUGGGAAAAGUAAAAUGCUAUCAUUGUAUAUGUGUUCUCCCACAGUCUGUGUACUAUUGCCCUCACCUGGAUGAAAUUUCAGACCUGUUCAAGGGUUUACAACUGCUAAAGGAAGACAAUCAGUCUUACCACUACUGUAAUAAUUUUACAGGCUAUUAAUUAAAGUACUUCUAAAUUAUUUUAAAAAGUGACCUGGCUCUUUUCAGGAGCAUAAUUCACUAGUGUGGAAAACAUAGUUUGAGAAUGACAUUUGCUUAGACUAGAAUAUUAGUUAUAGGCAUGUCUUUGUGCUGUGUGGGUAGAAUGUGGAAUGAAAUGCUCAAGUCUAAAGAAGAAAAAAAUACGAUUUGCAAUUGCUGGAAGAUCUGAACAUUUUUUGUGGCAAAGGGCUAUAGAGGAUAUAGUUACCAGUGUUUUAUUUCUUGCAUGAUUUUAAACCACAGAACUUUUUAUGGAGCAAAUGUUCUUUUGGUCAUUCAUGAAGUUGAUUUUUCUAGAUACUAUGCUGACUAUGAUUUCAAAUGAGCAUUAUUGCAUUUUAUAACAAAGUUACAGAGUAGCAUAAGUUACAGGGCCUGUAACAGGAAUUUUUUUGGCUGAACCAACAUAUAAUAAAGAGGACUUCAAUUUUCAUUGCCAAAAAUGAAAGGAGGCCUUUAUUUCCAAACUUUAAAUUGCUUGGAUUUGCCAGUGUUAUUGGAAAUCAUGGAAGCAACUGUUGUAUGAGUUGAUGCUGAGAUUUAGAGUAACCAUGGCUCCUGAAACCUCUCGCUGAGUUUGUUGCUCUAUAACUCCAUUUCUUUCAGCCCUGACCUUCCAUUGAAAGUUUGGCAGUGAGUCAGAUUUUCUCUGCUUUUCCAUCAGAUUCUCCUUCUAGUGUUUAACUUUUAUAAAUCAAAGGUCCUGACAUUAAGUUCUAGUGCUUUUGUACCUAAAAACAUAUUUUAAUAUAUAUGUCUCUGAAUGUCCUUUCAUGUGCACUAAAGCCUAAAUGCAAGGGGCUAUGCACUUACAGGUGAAAUGCCUCUUUUUCAGAUCUUGAAGGUGUCAUUUGAUCUGUUAAUUGUGAUGCCCUUGAUACAUUAAUUCUUUUAAAAAAGACAGCUCUGGUAUCUCUCUAAGCACAAAUAAAUCUCUUGUCAACUUCAAAGAACUUGCAAGAGCAGAUAUCAUUAUACACAGAGAAUGUGACAUGCAGUGUCAUUUAAAAUAUAUAUUUAUUUCAGGUUUUCUUAGGAGUGAAAUUUUUACAUAGAGAGAAACAUGUGGUGUCUCUCUCUCUCUCUCUCUAUAUAGACAGCAUGUCUCUAUAUGUAAAAAUUUCACUCCUAAGAAAACAUGAAAUUACAUUAGCCGACAUGCUAAGCCUUACUAUGAAAACAUUUAUUUUUCUGUGGUUUUUUUAUACUAUAGUUCCAUCUCAUUCACUGUUCACAUUUUUGGUGGAUUACAGACUUUAAAAACAGAUUGCAGUUUUCACCACAGAUUGGGUGAGUGAAUUAUACACUUCCAUUACACCUGUCAGCUUCCUCACAAUUUAAGUCAUAAAAAUCACUCAGGUUUAACAUUUUACUCGAGGUUGAGAACUGCAAAACAUACUUUUUUUUUUGACAAACUAGAGUGGCUAUUUUUGAGCUGAUUGUACAUUAUCACACAAACCCUUUCCCAAUUCUCAGUUCUUUUGUAGGAAAAAGUGGUUAGCGUACUGUACGAAAGACACUGAGACAGGAACACCCUAAUUUCAGCUAUAACACUCUUACAGCAUAGUCUGACUGAAUUCUCUUAACUCACUCUGUUUCCAGUCAUAAAAUGAGGGAUCCCUGUCAAGCUGCUGUGUGGAAUAGGUAGCUUUAUCAAAUGUUUUGCAUGUGUUAGCUACAGUGUUAAUGCCAAUUUUUACUUGGGCACGAGUUCUGAAACUUUUUCAUAGUGAAGAAUACAUCCUACAUAGGAUCUCAUGGACUAUUCCUCUUCCUGUUUAUGAUCCUGCCAACCAAUUUUCCCACUAGAGCCUACACAGUAUUCCUGUAGUGACUAUUUACUUGAGUUUCUCUUGAAGGUCCCCAUCCAAUUCAGAGAUUGUAAAUCUGUUACAGCUUUUAGCUAGUGUGACUUUUAGGUCUGGAGAGCCCAAUUUUGACCGAGGGCCACCAUUCUUUAUCCUAAUAACGUGUUGGCAUAUGGAUCCCAUGGCAAAGAACCAACAUUAAUGGACCAAAACUUAGGGGAGAAUCUGGUGUUUACAGUGUUUUAGAGUAUAGGUCCCAAAUGACCUUCCUGGUGUUGUCCUAAUUCCUAACAAAUAAAUGUUUUCAGCCCUUAAGGUAUUCUGAAUGAGUGUGCAACUGCUUGCUAGAUUUCAGCUGGGUCUUUCUUUUUUCUGUCUUUACAGCUAUAACCUAGUUUCAGUUGGGUCAAGUGACAAGCACUGUAUGGUUUAUACUCAUCCUGGAUCAAGUGUUUUUCCUUAAAGUUGACUUGUGUGAAAUAUCAUAAUGAAUUCUCCCUUCCCCCUCAACCAACUAGAAUUUUCUGGAGCACCAUAGUGUCACAAAAUGGCUUUGCAUGAAACAAAAAAAAGCACAUCUGAAUAAAUGAUUUGUGUAGCACAUGCUCAAAUGGUGAAAAAAAAUGGGACUCGACUGGCUGGGAAGCUAAUCUAAACUUUGCUACCUGCACUGUCUGGAGACCAUGUGCUUUGCUCCCUUUCCAGUUAAUGUUGUUAUUGCAACAAUAUGAUCAUGCUCCUUUAUGCCUAGUUGAGGCCCUUCAGGUCUCCUUCUGGGCUUGGGUCCCCUAGUAGCAGCACUGCCUCAGGCCAGCACUGUAAAGUAGGAACGAGGUGGAGUUCAGAUUGGCAAGCAUUUUCUCAAGGGCUCUGAAAUUGAGUUUGGGAUUCCACUGGCUUACUUUUCCCUGCUGCUUUUCUUUACUAAAUUCCAUCUUGUAAAGCAUUCAAAUAAAAUGCAAAUAUGAUCCAAGACUGCUUAACAGCUGAAGCAGGUGUUAGCAACUUAGCUCUUGAAGUGCAGUUAAAUUAGCUUUCCAGUACAGAGAGAGUAAAUUACACAGAUUUCAGUCUAAGUUACAGCGAUAACAGAUCCUGAAUAAAGUUCUCUGGAACUACUCUUUAGACUUUUGCAUUUGUCUUGUUCACAAUGUCCUACAUUCUAGCAAUUUAUCAAGGGCUAUAGGUAAUCCCUGCUUUAAAUCCCUGUUAAUAAACAGUUUCGUUUCUUUGCCUUUUCCUCUUUA
Alligator mississippiensis (American alligator) is the source of this 14777-nucleotide messenger RNA. RefSeq names its product decaprenyl diphosphate synthase subunit 2 (gene PDSS2). Gene Ontology annotation, molecular function: prenyltransferase activity. The record is from RefSeq and is a predicted model, not a curated record. Gene Ontology annotation, biological process: isoprenoid biosynthetic process; ubiquinone biosynthetic process. The coding region runs from base 207 to 1376 and encodes 389 amino acids. Gene Ontology annotation, cellular component: mitochondrion; transferase complex. The transcript is spliced from 8 exons. Lineage: Eukaryota; Metazoa; Chordata; Crocodylia; Alligatoridae.